Messenger RNA from Juglans microcarpa x Juglans regia, 615 nucleotides. RefSeq lists its product as uncharacterized. The record is from RefSeq and is a predicted model, not a curated record. NCBI's taxonomy places the organism in Eukaryota, Viridiplantae, Streptophyta, Magnoliopsida, Fagales, Juglandaceae. The coding region runs from base 1 to 615 and encodes 204 amino acids. The transcript has 2 exons.
AUGAAAACCUUGAGUUGGAACUGCCGAGGGCUUGGGAACCGUUGGACAGUUCAAGACCUUUGCCAUUUGGUAGAGGACAAGUUGCCCAAUGUCGUGUUCCUAAUGGAGACCAAAACUGAGGAAGGUAGUCAUAAUUCUGCAGCCAUAAAGGCUUUACAAAGGGAGAUUGGAGGUUUGCUUGAGAAAGAAGAUGUGAAGUGGAAGCAAAGGGCUAAGGUUAAUUGGUACCAAUUAGGGGAUAAGAAUACCAAGUUUUUUCAUAGUUGUGCAAAUGAGAGGAGGAAGAACAACAUAAUUCAAAUGAUUGUAGAUGAACAGAAUAGAGAGUACACGAGUCAAGAAGGCUUGGAAGGGGUCUUUAAAAUUUUUUUUGAUAAACUCUUUGCCUCUUCAGAUCUGAGGAGUUGUGACAUUGAGGAAUGCUUGAAUAGCCUAAAGCCUUGUGUGACUAAUAGCAUGAAUGACCAGCUAUUCAAAGCCUUUACCAGAGAAGAAAUCAAAGUAGCUGUUAAAAACAUGGCGCCUCUCAAGUCCCCAGGACCCGACGAGUUUGGAGCAUUUUUUUCCAAAAACAUUGGAACUCUAUUGGUGAGGAAGUCAGUAGCAAUGUGCUGA